AUGCGAUUGAUACGGCCGCUCGCCCUCGCGGCCCUCGCGCUAUGGCGCCCACUUGCCGCCGCCGAACCCAUCCUCCAAUCCAUGUCGCUCAACGCCUGCCAGGAGAACUCGGGCUUCAGCGCCAGCCUAUUCAAGGUCACCUUGACGCCAAACAACAAGACGGUUAACGUCGACAUCGUCGCCGUCUCGUCCGUAGAAGGCUAUGUCGCCUUUGACGUGCUCCUGCUCGCCUACGGUUUCCAGGUCAUCCACAUGGUCGUUAACCCUUGCGAGCUCGGCCUCGCCGGUCUCUGCCCCAUGACCGCCGGCAAGAUCCCGCUUAACUUCAAUCUGCCGAUCUCUGAUGAGGCCCUCGCCCAAAUCCCGGGCAUCGCAUACACGUUCCCCGAUCUCGACGCUACGGUUCGAGUUUUCAUCAACAGGACAGAAAACAGCGUUGCUACUCCCGAAAGCCUCGCCUGCGUCACGGCCGACAUCUCCAACGGCAAGACGGUCGACCUGAUGGGCGUCAAGUGGGCCACGGCGCUAGUUGCCGUGCUUUCGCUGACGUCUUCGGCUAUUGUGUCCGGUCUGGGUCAUCAAAAUGCUGCUGCUCACGUCGCUUCCAACGCCCUCUCGCUCUUCGGCUACUUCCAGCACCAGGCCAUGCUGGGCCUGACCCGCGUGCAUCUGCCGCCCAUCGUCAUGGCCUGGACCCAGGACUUCCAAUGGAGCAUGGGCGUUAUCCGCGUCGGCUGGAUGCAGGACCUUUUUACCUGGUAUCAGCGCGCCACGGGCGGCAAACCAGCUACGCUCUUCCAUACAUUGACGACAGUCUCUGUGCAGGUCGAGAAACGCGCUCUGAGUCUGGCCAAGCGCGGCAUUGCGAUGCUGCCGACCAACAUUGUCGAGCCGAUGAAGAAUGUGGUUGCGAGGUCGCUGCUCGUCAAGCGGCAGAAUAUCCAGACCUCAUCGGGGAGUUAUCUUGUGUUUGGCAUCCAGCGUGUGGCUUUCAAGGCGGGCAUCGAGACGACGAAUUUGUUCAUGACGGGCAUCUGCUGGUUUUGUGUCAUGGUCCUGGUUGUCUCGGGCUGUGUGGCUGGGUUCAAGUACUUACUCGACUUCCUGGCCGGUAAGGGGAUGAUUCCCAACGAUCGCUUUGCUGAGUUUCGCAAGGGCUGGCGCAUCUAUCUGAAGGGCAUCCUCUUCCGGCUGACGCUGAUCGGCUUCCCUGCCAUUUCUAUCCUCUGCCUUUGGGAGUUUACCCAGAAGGAUUCGCCCGCUCUGGUGGUGCUGGCCGUGUUCUUCUUCUUCGGCAUGCUCAUCACGCUCGGCUGGGCCUCGUUCAAGGUCAUUCGCAUUGCCCAGCGGUCCAUCACCAUCCACAACAACCCCGCCUACAUCCUCUUCUCCGACUCGCACUGCCUCAACAAGUGGGGCUUCCUCUACGUCCAGUUCCGCGCAUCCGCCUACUACUUCAUCGUCCCGACCCUCACGUACAUCCUCCUGAAAUCCAUGUUCGUCGCCUUCGGCCAGAGCAGCGGCACCGUCCAAGCCGUAGGCUUCCUAAUCCUCGACGCGGCCGCCCUCAUCGGCGCCUCUGUCCUUCGCCCCUGGAUGGACAAGAAGACUAACUCCUUCAACAUCGCCAUUUGCGCCAUGAACUUCAUCAACUCCAUCUUCCUCAUGAUCUUCUCCGAGGUCUUCAACCAGCCGCCCCUCGUCACCGGCGUCGUCGGCCUCGUUUUGUGGCUGGUCAACUCCAUCUUCUCGCUCAUUCUCUUGCUUAUGCUCAUCGUCAGCUCGCUGAUCGUUUUCUUCCGCGAGAACCCGGACGGAAGGUACCAGAUCAUGGCAGACGAUCGCACGUCGUUUAUGAAGAGCCAGACGCAUUUGACUACCACGACGGAGCUGGAUGCGUUGGCGGCCACGGCCAGGGGGGAUAAGCUUGGCUGGAAGCCGGGUGUGGAUUUGGAUGACGAUGCCGAGUCAAUUACCUCAGACUCCUUGCGCAGGCAGACCACGGAUAGAGAUCAUCUGAGUCUGCCGUCCGCCGCGGCCGCGAUUGCGGCUGCUAAUCAAGGGCAGCAGUACAACAACCAUUACAACAAUAACGGUUACGGUGGGGGGUAUGGCGGUGGGAGCAGCUACGCGGGCAGUAGCUAUGGCGGCAAUCCUGGUGGUUACGGGGGAGGUAACAACGGCGGAUACACGGCAUAUAACGGUGGUGUCAGCAGGCCAAGGACGCCUGCAUCCCCGAGCAUGCCGCUGUUCCCCGCGGAUGAUCCCAGGAGUCCGCCCAGAUUUAAUGAUGGCGGGCGACCGGCCAGUCCGUAUAGUUCGCAUUCGGGGUAUGGAAGGCCACAGACACCGACGGGUGGGGGGUUCGGAGGGCAAGGGGUUGCUAGUCCAUGGCAACGCGGCGCCGGUUACGAUUAA
Molecule: messenger RNA, 2418 nt
Organism: Thermochaetoides thermophila DSM 1495
Lineage: Eukaryota; Fungi; Ascomycota; Sordariomycetes; Sordariales; Chaetomiaceae
Exons: 2
Coding region: 1-2418 (805 amino acids)
Biological process (GO): fungal-type cell wall biogenesis; transmembrane transport
Source: RefSeq, a predicted model, not a curated record